AUGAGCGUCAACCCCGAGCUGAGACGCCAGGUCAUCGCCAUGUACAAAGGUGCCAUUCCCUGCUUUCCCCGGCUGUGUCUCUCGUCGAGGUGGCAACGCAGCGCCCUCUUCAUUUCUGCCUGCUGUCUCCUGUUCAUGGGCCGCGAAUACCCCCUCGGCUUCGCCUACUUCCGCCCGCGCCUGCACAAGGCCUUUGCCGCCAACGCAGGGCUGCGCGAUGAGGCGGCGAUUCGCAGGGGACUUGAGAGGGCCGAGUUUGUGAAGAAGGAGAUUGAAGCGCUGUGA
This is a messenger RNA of Verticillium dahliae VdLs.17, 285 nucleotides long. Its product is annotated as NADH-ubiquinone oxidoreductase complex 1/LYR family protein. The record is from RefSeq and is a predicted model, not a curated record. The transcript has 3 exons. The coding region runs from base 1 to 285 and encodes 94 amino acids. Gene Ontology annotation, biological process: respiratory electron transport chain. NCBI's taxonomy places the organism in Eukaryota, Fungi, Ascomycota, Sordariomycetes, Glomerellales, Plectosphaerellaceae. Gene Ontology annotation, cellular component: mitochondrion.